AUGCAAAUUUAUGGUCUUUGUUUUGUGAUUGAAAACGAAGUAAAGCCGAUUCCUUUACAACAUGUAGUCGUUAAAGCUAAUAUCGUUGAUAUGAUCACCGAAGUUACUAUCAACCAGACUUAUAAAAAUAUUGAAAAGGAUACCAUUGAAGCUCUUUAUAAGUUUCCUAUUUAUGAAGCCGCGGCCGUCUGCGGAUUUGAAGCGGAAAUUGAUGGACAAAGAAAAGUAAAGGGUAUCGUUAAAGAAGCAAAAGAGGCCGCUAAAGAAUACACAGAUUCAAUUCAGCAAGGACAUGGUGCUUAUUUGUUAGAAUCCGAGUCAGAAGACAUAUUUCAAUGUUCUGUUGGAAAUAUCGCAUCUGGUCAGACUGUAGUCUUAAAGAUUACAUAUGUUACCGAACUUAAACAUGAUUCUGAAACCGAAAAAAUUCGUUUUGUUCUUCCAACUCACAUCGCACCAAGAUAUGUUGAUUAUUAUCUUGAUCUUAAAGUUACCUGUAGAAUGACUUCAAUUAUUCAAAAUAUUGAAUCACCUUCACAUAAGAUUUCUACUGAAAUGAAUAUCGAUGAAAACCCUAAAAUCUCUAAAAUUACAUUGGCCGAACAGAUUACUUAUUUGGAAAAAGAUUUCAUACUUGUGGUUAAGAGCAAAGAUCUUGAUCAACCUCGAGCUUUCAUUGAAUAUAAUCCCGAAACAGAAACCAAUUGUGUUAUGUUAACUUUGGUUCCGAAAUUCGCUUUAAAUACAACCAUGGCUGAGUUAGUUUUCGUUGUUGAUAGAUCAGGAUCAAUGAGCGUCGAACCUAUGAAAAAGGCUGCGCAGGCACUUGAAUUAUUAUUACGUUCGCUUCCAGAAGAUUGUUACUUUAAUGUGGUAUCUUUUGGAUCUCGUCACGAUUCUCUUUUUCCAAAAAGUCAACUUUAUUCCGAAACUUCAUUAUCUCAGGCUAUCGAGCUUGCUCAAUCAAUGACCUCAAAUUAUGGUGGAACGGAAAUUUUUGGAGUAUUAAAAUGGGUAUUUGAGAAUUCAAGAGAUGACAUGCCCGCUUCUGUAUUUCUCAUUACAGAUGGGCAAGUUUAUAAUGUUGAACAAGUUGUAGAACUUAUACGUGAAAAGGAAGAAAAAAAGAAGGAUGAUUUGCGACUUUUUUCAUUGGGAAUUGGUGAUUCUGUUUCUCAUAAUUUAGUCGAAUCUGUUGCUCGUGCCGGUAAAGGAUAUGCCCAAUUUGUAACAAAUAAUGAAAGGAUGGAUAAAAAAGUUAUUGGAAUGUUGAAGAAUUCAUUAAAACCACCGAUCAAAGAUUAUAAAAUUACUUGGACUGACGUUGAUUUCUCGGAAUCAACCGAAAAAGAAGUUACUUCGAUGGUGGAAGAUAAGCCUAUCAUUAGCUUAUAUAGCGACAAAACGGAACCUCCGCCAUCACCUCCAAGUAAUAUCUUUACAGAUAUAAAGGUUCAACAAGCUCCGUACUCAAUUCCACCUAUUUAUCCUGGUGUACGCUUCGUUGUAUAUUGCAUUUUGGAGAAAGAUAUUGAACCGCGUCAAGUUAUCACUUUAGAUGCCACUUCUCAGGAUGGUCCUAUGAAACUUGAUAUUUCUUUGGAUCCCGUUACUUUGCAAGGGUUAAAGAUCCAUAGAUUAGCAGCAAGAAAACUUAUUCAAGAUCUUGAUGAUGGAAAUUCAUUUCUUCAUAAACAUCCUAAAAAUUCUGGUAAACAUAUUCCGGCUUCAUUGGUUAAAGAUCAUAUUGUUAAUCUUGGUAAAACUUUUAACCUUGCUUCAAAACAUACAAGUUUUAUUGCGAUUGACGAAAGAAAUAAUGAAAUUGUAUCUGAAUCUCAGACAAUCUCACAGAUAAGACUAGUUCCUGUUCCUUUUCAAUUGAAUUCAAUGCGAUCUGCGACACAAAAGUCUAGAAGGAGAAGGUCUUUUGUGUUUAAAGCUAUGUCAGAAGCAUCAGUCGAAGCAGAUGAAGCAUGUGAAUUUUCAGCGCCGAUGAAAAGAAUGUCAUUAAGAACCUCAUCAAGAAGUCUAGCAAAAAAGUCAAUGAAGAUUUCAAUAAGUGAGGCUGACAAACGAACAAUUGUAGUCGAACAUAGAGAACCACAUACUGAAAAUCUAUAUGAAUUUUUAAGUCUACAAUCAUUUGAUGAAAUCAAGGGAGCAGAUGAUAUUGAAGAAUUGGAAGAAAUAUUAACUACUUGUAUUGCUAUAGCUUAUCUUGAAGUUGUUUUGUUUGAAAAAUUUAAAGAUGAAUUUGAAAUGUGUUAUGAAAAGGCCAAAAAUGCUUUAAAGAAAAUGGUUGGAGAUGAAAAUAAAGAAAAGAUUAUUAUUCAUAAAGCUAAUGAAUGGAUUAAAAAUUGGGUGGGUGAAAAGAAAGAAAAGUUUAUGGUUGAUAAAGCUAGAGAAUAG
This is a messenger RNA of Funneliformis caledonium, 2412 nucleotides long. Lineage: Eukaryota; Fungi; Glomeromycota; Glomeromycetes; Glomerales; Glomeraceae. The record is from the annotation of a GenBank genome assembly.